GCUGACUGCUGACUGCACGUGAUUGCUACCUGGCAUCACAUGACGAGAGAGCGAGAGAUGGCUGCUUGCUGGGUACUGCUGGUGAUCUUGGUGCCCUCGGUGGUAAGGGCACAGAGCUCGGAGGUGUCGGUCAUCCUGAACCCGCACACAGGAAACCUCAGCACCGUGCCGGGAAGGAGGGAUGACGCCGUGGCCUGGGCUAAAUUGACGGACACGAUCCAGGAUAACGGGUGGGCCAUUUUAGAGGUGCAGAGCAAUGAAAAAUAUAAUGACAGCAUUCAGGCAUAUGCUGCGGGGGUGGCUGAAGCUGCUGUUUCUCAGCGGCUUAUCUACAUGCACUGGAUGAACACAAUGUUUGGUUACUGUGGUCCUUAUAAAUACCAAACCCCAUACUGUGAACACCUGAGGGACUAUCUAGCGGCCAACCUAGCUUGGAUGCAGGAACAAAUGGAGCUGAAUCAAGACCAGGAUUAUUGGCAUCAUGUUCGGCUUGCACUUCUUCAGCUGAAAGGCCUAGAAGACAGCUACAAUGAAAUAAUUUCCUUUCCUGAGAAAACCUUUAAACUGAAUCCCUUUGGGUUCUUGCUGUUCCAACUUGGUGGAGACCUAGAAGAUCUGGAAGCUGCUCUGAAUAAGUCUGAUGCUAAGAGAAAGCUGGGUUCUGGGUCUUGCUCAGCACUUGUCAAACUUCUACCCGGCAAUAAGGAUCUGCUUGUUUCUCAUGUAACCUGGAAUACCUACCAGUCCAUGUUGCGCAUUAUCAAGAAGUAUACACUUCCCUUUCGUGGAAAUGCCAGUGGGGGUCCCGUGGUACCGGGAUGGGUGCAGACAUUCUCAUCUUACCCAGGCACUAUCUUCUCUGGUGAUGACUUCUAUAUUCUGAGCAGUGGUCUAGUUAGCUUGGAGACGACCAUUGGCAACAGUAAUCCAGAUCUGUGGAAGUAUAUCACGCCUACAAAUUCUGUUCUGGAGUGGAUGCGAAAUAUUGUAGCAAACAGGCUGGCAACAGGAGGGCAGGAGUGGGCUGAUCUUUUCAGCAAGUUUAAUAGCGGAACCUACAACAACCAGUGGAUGGUGGUGGAUUACAAAAAGUUCAGUCCAGGUGAAACACAGGUUCCUAGUGGACUCCUAACCAUCCUAGAGCAGCUCCCAGGAUUGAUCACUUGGGCUGAUAAAUCAGAUCUCUUGUACCAGACCUCAUACUGGCCGAGUUACAAUGUUCCGUACUUCAGUGAUAUAUUUAAUGCAAGUGGCCAGCCUGAUCUUGUGAAGAAAUUUGGAGACUGGUUCAGUUAUUCCAAAACUCCCAGGGCUCAGUUAUUCAGGAGGAAUCACACUCUUGUGGAGGAUCUUCCAUCUAUGAUCAGGCUCAUGAGAUACAAUAACUACCUUUAUGAUCCUCUGUCAGUCUGCUCAAGUUGUGAACCAAAGCCAAAUGGGGAGAACGCAAUCUCCGCUCGCUCUGAUCUCAAUCCAGCCAAUGGCACUUACCCUUUUGGAGCUAUGAGCCAGCGACAGCAUGGUGGCACUGAUAUGAAGGUGACUAGUUAUGAGUUGGCGAAGAAGCAUAUGAUGCUUGCAGUUAAUGGUCCCACCUGGGACCAGGUGCCUCCUUUCCAGUGGAGCACUUCUCCCUUCAGUAACCUUAUGCAUAUGGGUCACCCUGACCUCUGGAAGUUUGAUCCUAUCCUCAUCAGAUGGGACUGAAGAAUUUUCUUAGAUGUGACAAGUGACCGUUCUUCUAGCA
Molecule: messenger RNA, 1747 nt
Organism: Nanorana parkeri
Lineage: Eukaryota; Metazoa; Chordata; Amphibia; Anura; Dicroglossidae
Gene: PLBD2
Product: phospholipase B domain containing 2
Exons: 12
Coding region: 40-1707 (555 amino acids)
Biological process (GO): phospholipid catabolic process
Cellular component (GO): extracellular region
Molecular function (GO): glycerophospholipase activity
Source: RefSeq, a predicted model, not a curated record